ACUGUCAAGUGCCAACUGAAAGAUAAAAUGGUUUUGCUUUCGCCCACAUAAUUUCCCAUUCCCGUUAUAAAACAGAGAAUUAGUCAUUUCUACAAUAAAAUAUACGCCGAAAUACAAAAUAGUGAUAUUUGUUCAAUAAAAAAAUGUCUCACCAAACUGGAAUUCAAGCUAAUGCAGAUUUAAAAAAGUAUUUUAGCAAAUGCAGAGAUGGGAAAAUUAGAGCUCUCAAAGUUAGCAUAGAAAAUGAACAAUUAACAUUGGCAAAACAUUAUCCAGUUAAGGGUACAUUUGAGCAAGAUUUUGAUAAGUAUAUCCCUACACUUAUUGUUGAAGAUCUGCCAUGUUAUAUUCUAUAUAGAUUUGAUACAACUAAUUCCUUAGGAUAUGAAUGGUUAUUGCUCAGUUGGUCUCCAGACGAGGCCCCAGUGAGACAUAAAAUGUUGUAUGCAUCUACAAAGGCCACACUCAAGCAGGAGUUUGGCUCUGCUCAUAUUAAAGAUGAAAUGCAUGCCACUAGCAAGGAUGAAGUGUGUCUGAAAGGUUAUAAAACCCAUGUUAGUGGAGUAAAUGCACCUGCACCUCUCACUGACAGGGAGGAGGCUUUGAGGGAGCUGCAGCAAAGUGGGCAGGAUCCCAACUAUGGCACAGAUUCAAGACAGUCAACUAUGGGCGGUAUUGCUUUCCCCAUCACCGAAUCAGCAAAACAGGGUAUUAUUGAUCUCCAACGUGGUUCCUACAAUUAUCUACAAUUUAAAAUAGAUUUAGAAGAAGAGAAAAUCUGUCUGUCGAAGGCGGCAGUGAUAGGUCUGACUGAGCUUCCAUCGCAAGUGCCGAGCGACGUCGCGCGGUACCACUUGUAUAUAUUCAAACACACACACGAGGGCGAUCAUAUGGAGAGUAUUGUUUUCAUUUAUUCAAUGCCCGGCUACAGCUGCAGUAUAAAGGAAAGAAUGAUGUAUUCGAGUUGUAAAGGCCAAUUCUUAGAAAUCAUUGAAAAACUCGGCGUUGUUGUUGACAAACGGCUAGAAAUAGACGACGGUAAGGAACUGACGGAGGAGUAUUUGUACGAUGAGAUCCACCCCAAGAGGAACCUCCACAGACCCGCGUUCGCCAAACCGAAGGGACCUCCGAACAGAGGAGCGAAGAGAAUCACGAAAACUCAAACCACACAAUAGUCAGUACAGAGAAAUAGAUUUUUUUAUAUUAACAAUACAUUUGUUUAUAAAAUGUAUGCGUUAUUUUUUUUAUAAUUCGUUUUAUUUUAUUAAUUUUAUUAAAUUCAUAACUUUUAUUCAAAUACACCAACGGUGCUUAUAAAACGUCAUAAUUUUACAUUUUUGUUUUUAAAUUCAUGAAAUUUGAUGGGAUAAAGCCUGAGCAAAAAAAUAAAAAUUAGUUUCUUUUUUCCGCAAUAAGGUGAGGAUUUUUAUUUGCCAAGCGCAGAUAGAGAAGCCGUGAUAGAUACUCGUGCUCAGCAGUGAGCCGAAUAUGAAUUGAUACUGAUGAUGAGAAAGAGAAGUGUAUAGACAGAGAGGUGCUUUCUUGUCUGCGGUUUAUUUAUAUGUAGUGGUCGAUUCAUGACGUUUUCUUAAUAUACAAUGAAGUUAUCGAUUUCAGUUGAUAAAAUCUCAAUAGUUUUAUCAAAUAAAGCAAUGAAUUAUCUUCUAACAAUACGGUAUUAUAGAUGUAAUUCACUAGUUAAAAUCUCACCAAAUUGAAAUUAUUAAUGAACAUCUCGGUUGUAUUAGAAAUUGACCAAUCUUUGUUGUUGUUCGAGCAAUAAAGUAAAUUGCUAAGCAGUAUUAUACCAAUUAGUGUUAUUGUGGUGACAGUUCGUUUCACUCUUGAAAUUUUGCCGCGUUUCACGAUAAUAGUAUGUAAGAACGUCAUAAGGCAACUGUCACCGUACCCAUGCUAUCUGAAAAAGACUAUUAAUUUCGGAAUAAUGUGCAAUAUAUGGGCACGAGAGUUGCCCAUCUUUUCAGUAGUAGUUAUUUUUAAAAUGAAAUUGUUAAUUAUGACAAUCAUACGUUUUACACUGUAUUAUUAUAGACAAUGUGUUCAAUAAUUACCAUUCAAUAAUAAAAUGUAAUUAUUUUAUUAUUAUAAAUUUAUAAUAAUUAUUUUAUUGGUUUCGAUUGACUGUAAUCAGUUUCUUUUCUAGCAUAAUACAGCUACGCUUUUCAAUAUGUAAUUAUGAUUAUUAAUCUUGUCAUAUUUUUAUUAUUAAAAAAUCUUACCAAAUUGAAUUUAAAUUCUAUAAAAAUAGAUUGUAAUUUAAUUAUGAAUGAACUUUUUUCAUUUAUUCUCUAGUAUAAAUAUUAAGUAAAUUUUUGCAAUAUAAAAUAAUAUUUUUAUUAUUAAUUAUUUUUAUAAUUAUCUUGCCAAUAUAAAAAAAAUCCUUAAACCAUGUAUCCUUUUACAAUUUGCAGAAAUAUUUUUACAUUACAUUUAAAUAGUGAAAUGUAUUUUUAUGAGCUGUUUGAUUACCUAAUUUAUGAAAAGAAUUAUUGUGUAGAAUAAAGUAGAGCAACGAUUGGGACACAGAAUCAAAUCUCAUAAAACGUUUAACUUAUGUAAAUCCAUACUUCCAUAUACUUAUAUCUUAAAUCACUAAGUUAGUCUGUCUGUGACAUUUUCACAGCUAAACCGCUUUUUUUUAUUUUCUGUGCCUACUUAUAUUGGAAUUAAUAUAAUUAAAAGCUAGAUCUAAUGGUGAAAAUAGGUGCAUUAAUCAUAAGAUAAAUAUAAAAUAUGAAUUUUUUAAACAAAUAAGGGGAUGAAAAUUUGUGUAAAAAUAUAGAUCAGUAUUCUGAAAAAUAAAUUAUGGUAUUAUAAAAAAUUCAUGUUCACUAUAAAUAAAACGUUGACUUAUAGAACAAAUGUAAGGUGUAAUGGACAAACAGCAAAUAUAGUCAGAAAUAACCUUAACUUAAUCUUGGGUAAAUCUAAGAUUUAUAUUAUAACUUCCUUUUUUCUCACGUUAUAUAUUAACUUAAAAAGCCUUAAAAUUUUAAUAAUAACUUGAUUAUAAAAUAAGUGAUUUGAUUCGGCGGCCUAAUCAACUCAUAAUAUUUGAGAUGCACAAAAGUAGGGUAUGUUAAAUUGUAGGUACCUAUAGAUAUGAAUUGAACAUUUCGUUAUAUUUUUGUAUUCCGUCAUAUCCUUUAUUAUAAUGGUAUGUAAUAAACGCUUUUGAUAUUUA
Bicyclus anynana (squinting bush brown) is the source of this 3205-nucleotide messenger RNA. RefSeq names its product twinfilin (gene twf). The transcript is spliced from 9 exons. Gene Ontology annotation, cellular component: cytoplasm; actin filament; myofibril. Gene Ontology annotation, molecular function: actin filament binding; actin monomer binding. NCBI's taxonomy places the organism in Eukaryota, Metazoa, Arthropoda, Insecta, Lepidoptera, Nymphalidae. Bases 144 to 1175 code for a protein of 343 amino acids. Gene Ontology annotation, biological process: positive regulation of neuron projection development; actin filament depolymerization; regulation of lamellipodium assembly. The record is from RefSeq and is a predicted model, not a curated record.